AUGGGAACGUCAACUUCCACGCCGCUGCUGCUUAUUCUGAACCAAAAGCUGAGGAAGAGCAAGGAACCUACGUUAGGUAGGUUACAACAAUCUUUCACCGAUGUGAAGGUACUUUUGCAGUUGGACCGAGUGACAUCGUGUCCAAUUAAGUUCUUAGGGGUGAUGAUAGACGACAGACUCAACUUUACGAGUUAUGUCGACUACGUGGAUAAGAAAGCGGCAAUGGCCACGGCCGCACUCACACGGACGAUGUCGAACUCAUCGGCAAUCCACAGUUGUAAGAGGAGGAUACUGACAAGCGUGACCACGUCAAUCUUGCGGUACGGAGAAGAAGCCUGGAGGCCCUAA
This is a messenger RNA of Uranotaenia lowii, 348 nucleotides long. RefSeq lists its product as uncharacterized. NCBI's taxonomy places the organism in Eukaryota, Metazoa, Arthropoda, Insecta, Diptera, Culicidae. Bases 1 to 348 code for a protein of 115 amino acids. The record is from RefSeq and is a predicted model, not a curated record. The transcript is spliced from 2 exons.